AUGGCGACCGGCGAGUCUGUCGGUGAGCUUCUCCUCCGCGCGGCGGCGCUGGUGCCGCCUGCGCACUACGCGGCCGCCGCCCUCGUCCUCGCCUCCGCCUUCCUCUACCGCUUCCUGGAGCUCCACGUCCUCGGCGACCUGCUCCGCGGCUUCCGCGGCGGACGCGUCGCCCUCACCUUCCACCCCGACUCCCAACUCUACCGCCGCGUCGCCUCCAAGUGCCGCUCCCUCCACGGCAGAUACCUGGCGACGCCGUGGCUGGCGAGCCCUCAUCUGCAGACGCUGUUCCUGGGUUUCGGGGCGAGAUCGCCGUCGUUCACGUACAGAAGGCAGCUAUACACAGUUCGUGAUGGUGGAACCAUCGCCUUGGAUUGGUUACUGGCCUCUGACUGUGAAGUUCCUGAUGAUGGUUCUUGUGACGGAACUGUUCCUGAUGAUGAUUCAACGCCCAUUGUUAUUGUGGUGCCUGGAUUAACUAGUGAUUCUACCGCUGCUUACGUGAAACACUUGGUCUUUUCUAUGGCGAGCGAAGGAUGGAACGUUGUUGUAGGCAAUCACAGGGGUCUGGGUGGCAUCUCCAUAACAUCCGAUUGCUUUUACAAUGGUGGAUGGACAGAAGAUAUUCGUGAAGUUGUUAAUUACCUUCAUCAAAAGUAUCCGGAGGCUCCACUAUUCGCUGUUGGGGCAAGCUUAGGUGCCAAUAUUCUGGUUAAGUAUCUUGGAGAGGAGGGUGAGAAUACUCCUGUGGCUGGUGCUGCAUCUAUUUGUUCACCCUGGGAUCUACUGGUGACUAGCAGAUUUAUUUCUCGCACGCUAGUACAACGUUGCUAUGAUAAAGCCCUCGCAAUUGGUCUCAAAGGAUAUGCAAAACUCCAUCAACCAGUCCUGGCACGACUUGCAAACUGGGAAGCUAUUACGACGUCACGCUCUACCCGGGAAUUCGACCAUCAUGCCACUUGUGUUGUUGCAAAGUAUGAGACAGUGGACACAUUCUACCGAAAGUGCAGCAGUGUGAACUAUAUUGGUACUGUGUCUGUUCCGUUGCUUUGUAUCAGUGCUUUAGAUGACCCACUUUGCACACGGGAGGCCAUUCCCUGGGAUGAAUGCAAGGCAAACAAAAAUGUUGUUUUAGCAACUACACCUAAUGGCGGUCAUGUCGCGUUUUUUCAAGGCAUAACUGCUAGAAGACUAUGGUGGGUGAAAUCUGUUUCCGAGUUUCUGACUGCUCUACAUGAUAGUCCCUGCAUGCAUCAACAAAAGACUCAAGAACAUGUAGUGCAGUCUUCAUUGGAAUCAUCCAUCGAUAAGGGACCAUAUGUUAAUCUCUUGGAAGAUGGAAUGGUAGCUGCAGUAACAAAUGAGGAUACCAACAUUCAUGACUCCUUGGUUAACAAGAGUGAAACGGAGCACAGUAACCGGGUCACCAAAAUGUUGCAAGACGAUUGUCAUAGUGCGAUAACGAAUACAAGCAGCUCAGAAGAUAACACAACACAUUCCCAAAGCUGUGUAAGGUCGCAAGAGCAGCGAGAAGAGCUCUCCACAGAUAAAAUCCAAGAUGCCAUUGCUCCGGUUAAGAAAUCCAUGAACCAGCUCAUUCGAUCCCAGGGAAGGUCACUCUGGUGGCUUGCUUACAUUGCAGUGGUAACAUCUUGGCCGUUGCUCAGUAUCUUGUAUGGGAAAAAGUUUAGGAAUUCUUUACUAGCAAAGUGGUUAAGAAGCUAAAGAAAUUGUGAUGCUUCUGCCUACACAAAUUUGUUUCGGUUGUAAUAUGUAAAAUUCUGGCAAUAACCACUGAUGCGCAUAUUUGUCCAUCAGUGCUUAAGGAAAUAAUAAAAGAUCAAGUUAUAACA
Molecule: messenger RNA, 1850 nt
Organism: Lolium rigidum
Lineage: Eukaryota; Viridiplantae; Streptophyta; Magnoliopsida; Poales; Poaceae
Product: embryogenesis-associated protein EMB8-like
Exons: 14
Coding region: 1-1722 (573 amino acids)
Molecular function (GO): monoacylglycerol lipase activity; short-chain carboxylesterase activity
Source: RefSeq, a predicted model, not a curated record